CUCCGUUAGUACAGAAGCCGAGCAACAGUUGAAACGAAUGCUUCGCUGCGCGCGCGACGUUCAUUCCGCCUAAUUAAUUAAUUGUGAACGAAAGAAACAGCGAAGUGGAAAUAUGCCCGCUCGAGUGUAUGCGUGUGUGCGUGCGGGAGCGUAAGCAGAGAUUAUAAUUAUGAUGGUGCGCGGCCAACUCCCAAAAUGAGAACAAAUUAACGACAGCAGCAAAGUGCAAAUAACAACAACAAGAGAGCAAUUAUAAAUUGUGCAAUAAAUUAUGUUUAUUAAGUGCAAGUCAGAAGAGGAGAAUGCAAAUGUUGUCGGCAAAUUGAAAAUUCAACUACGUGUUGCUUGAAAUUCGUAAAUCGUUUUUAGUAUUGUUUUUGUUUUCAAUUUCGCGCAACGAGUUCGUUGCGUUUUCUUUUUUAUUUCUUUUCGCGCAAACGAAAGUGUAUAGAAGUAUAUGCAUGUGUGUGUGUGAUUAAUAGCGUGUUAGUGUUAGUGGUAAAAGUUAAAAGCAACAACAGUAACAACAACCAUUCAAGAUGACUGUGUGGAGCGAUUGCAAUGCUAAGCAGUCAUUUGGCAUUGCCAAAUGCAAUUUUGAUCAGGACACGAAGCCACAUCGCCUCAACUUGGAUGUCGGCGACGCUCUCAUCAUACUCAAAGAGACCACACAUUGGUACUACGGCUACAAACAAAAGGCAAAGGAAACACGCGGCAUCUUUCCCAAGAGCUAUGUGCAUCUGUGUGAAUACAGCAUAGUGAAUGGGGAGUAUUGCAUACAGCGAACCGAUAUCGUCGAGGAGAUCACAAAAGUGAUGCUCGAGUGGGGCGGCAUUGCCAAAAAUUACUUUCUGAGCACAAAUCCAAACUUUCAGAAGAUACGACGCAAGAUGAAUGAGCUGAGCAUCAAUCGAACAGCGUUGAUCUCGGGAAAUCUUCCGCUCGACGAGAUGCGCAAGGUGAAGCUGCAGGCGACGGCACAAAUUGACACCGGCAAUCGAUUGCUCGGUCUCGAUAUGGUUGUGAGGGACGAGAGUGGUGAUAUACUGGACACAAAUGCCAUCUGCACUACUGAGUUGUAUGAGAAUCACAUGAAUGCAGUACAGCGCAUUGAGAAGGCAAAUCGUCUUUCAAGUGAUCGCGACUCGCUGCGUGGCCACAACAAAUACUCACACAACAUUCUGCUGCAUGUGAAUGCGUUUGUGUGCAAGUUCCAGGAGGAUUCGGACCUGCUCUUCACGCUCUUCGAUGGCGAGACACACAAACCCAUCAGCGAGAACUAUGUGGUGAAAUGGUCACGCACAGGAAUCGCUCGUGAUGUUGAUCAGUUCGAUAAUAUUCGUGUGCUGUUCACCGAUCUCAGUCGCAGUGAUCUGAGCAUCUCGAAGAUGUAUCUGGUGUGCUAUGCCAUACGCAUUGGCACCAUGGAAGUGAAGGAUUCAACAGACUCGAAGCGCACCAGCAUGAGUAUUGCCAACAGUGUGCUCACAGCUGCCAGUCGCAAGCAUUCGCAAUUGUCUGUGAAUUCGAAUGGCUCCUCAAGCAGCACUGGAGAGUACAUUAUGCGACGUCCUUUUGGGGUGGCCUGCAAGGAUCUGACGCCCAUCAUCAGCAAGCCAGAGGACUUUCGCGGCAACCUCGACUUGCCGUUCAUUAUGUGCGAAAAGGACACUUUGGAUGGCACGCUGCGCAAGCUGAUUGCCAACAAGGAUAUUGGCAAGAUUGAAUCAAAGAUGGCAGUCACCUUUGAGGUGCUGCGUGGCGACAUUAAACAGAUCAAGGAGGACUUUCCACGACUGGUGCACACUAAUGUGCCAGUGGCACGCAAGAUGGGCUUCCCCGAAGUCAUCUUGCCGGGCGAUGUGCGCAACGAUCUCUAUUUGACCAUUUGCAGCGGCGAGUUUGCACGCAUUGCCAAGACCUCGGAGAAGAAUGUCGAGGUCACAGUCUGCGUGGCCAACGAGCAGGGUCAACUGGUGCCUGGUGUGAUGAGCAUUGGCGCCGGACAUCCGCCCAUCGAUGAGUACAAAUCGGUGGUUUACUAUCACGACGACAAGCCCAAGUGGCAGGAGACGUUCAAGAUUCAUGUGCCCAUCGAAGAGUUCAAGCAAUGUCAUCUGCGCUUUACGCUCAAGCAUCGCAGCAGCAACGAGCAAAAGGAUCGCUCCGAGAAGCCCUUUGGCCUCGCCUAUGUGCGUCUUAUGCAGUCGAAUGGCACAACAAUACCCCAGGGACAGCAUGUGCUCGCCGUCUAUAAGAUUGAUCACAAGAAAUACGACAAAACCGUGGCCAAUUGCUACAUGGAGCUGCCGGCGACAACAGCUGAGCUGCAAGGCACCAAACCAUCGGUUGGCGGAUUGAGCUUGCUGCCCAAGGAUCAGCUGAGCAUCUGCGUCAAUCUGUGCAGCACAAAGCUGACACAGAGCGUGAGUCUGCUGGGUUUGCUGCAUUGGUCGGCGCACAAGGAGCGGCUGGAGCAGUCUCUGAAUGCCUUGUCGGAUGUGCCCGGCGAGGAGGUGGUCAAAUUUCUGCAGGACAUACUCGAUGCGCUCUUCAACAUACUCGUGGAGAAUGAGGAGCCCGAGAAGUACGAUCAGCUCGUCUUCAUGAGCAUUAUUCAUCUGAUUGAAACGGUGUCUGAUCUAAAGUAUCAACACUUUCUCACCGUGCUUGAUGUCUACAUCAACGAAAGCUUCUCCGCUACCUUGGCUUAUACUAAACUUAUGGAUGUGCUGAUGCGGAAUAUACGCGAUGCUAUUACGCCGUGUGAAAAGUCUGCCGAUGGCAUUGAGCUGGAGGAAAGUCCCGCAGUGCGUCGUCUCUAUAAGACAACACGCUAUUUGCACUAUGUCAUGAAGUUUGUCAUCCGAUCUCGCGUGUUAUAUGCGGCCAUGAAUUGCAAUGCGGAUUACGUGGACUUUGCUACGCGUUUGCAGGAGCUGCUCAAAAUGUUCGUCGACAUGAUUGGAUGUCCCAGCAAUCUGCUAAAGUCCGAAGGUGCCUUGCUCAAGAAUCUGCACACAGUGGCCACGGAUUUGAUGGAGGUGUUCGAUGAAGUGCAUCUUAGCAUUUCGAUUGUGGAGAUACUGGAAAAGUUCCCGAAACGUCGUCUGACGCAAUCAAAGAUGGGUUGCAUCAAGGACUUUGUGGAGACGAAGCUGUUCAGCUCACCCAAGUGCCGUGCCAUAUUGUUGCCGGUAUUCUGCAAGCACAUCAAGGAUCAUCUUCAGAGCAACGAUGAGAUUGCCGAGUGCAUCAACAUUAUGAACAACAUCCUCAAGCUGCUCUAUCGCUCCGACGUGGGACCCACGCACAACGAUGUGCGCGACAUUAUGAUCAUUCUGCUGCGGCAGGUGAUGAAGGCGGCGCAUGCUUUGGAUCGAGAUACAGGCGUCGUGGGACAGUUUAUAGCCAUUAUGCUGGGCAUAUUGCAGCGCAUGGAUGCCCAGCAUUACAAAUACUUCGUCAACGAUCUGCAUCAACAGGGCGAACUCAAGGACUUUAUUAUCGAAAUCCUGUUGGUGUUUGAGGAGCUCGUUUCACCCCAUCAGAAGGCUGUGUUUCCACGCGACUGGAUGGACAUGAUCAUGCAUCAGAAUACCGUUAUACUGGGUGCACUGCAGCAGCUGAGCAUGGUCAUCACUGACUACUUCCUCUGUCCGGUGUUUGACAAACAGAUCUGGUCGAAUUUCUUCCAGUGCUCGAUUGCUUUCCUGGUUCAAUCUCCACUGCAGUUGAACGACUUCAAUGACAACAAGCGACAGAUAGUGUUUGCCCGUUAUCGAGAUAUACGCAAGGAUACCGCCAAGGAGAUACGCAAGAUGUGGUUCCAGCUGGGCAAGCACAAGCCCAAGUUUGUGCCACAACUGGUGGAGCCCAUACUGGAGAUGAGCAUGAUACCCGAAACGGAGUUAAGGCGUGAAACGAUUCCCAUCUUCUUUGACAUGAUGCAGUGCGAGUAUUACAGCUCCCGACUGGAGCUGGAGAGUUAUGGCGACACCAAACACAACAACGCUCAUCACAAGGGCAACUUUAGCGAGUUCAAGACGGCCAUGAUCGAGAAGCUUGACAUACUCAUUGGAGCAGGCAAAGGUGAUCAGGAGUACAAGGAGUUGUUCCAGAAGAUCAUGCUGGAGUAUUGCGCCGCACACAACACGCUCAAUGUGGAUGGCACCAGCUUUGUGGCCAUGGUGACGAAGCUGAUGGACAAACUGCUCGAGUAUCGCUGCAUCAUUCAGGACGAGAGCAAGGAGAAUCGCAUGGCCUGCACUUUCUCGUUGCUGCAGUUCUACUCCGAGGUGGAUCUCAAGGAGAUGUACAUACGCUACGUCUACAAACUGUGCGCUCUGCACAUGGAAUUCGAGAACUACACGGAGGCCGCAUUCACGCUCAAGCUGCACACGGAAUUGCUGCGCUGGAAUGAUACGGAAUUGUCACCGCAGUUGCGCAGUUAUCGUCACAGCAACUGUCGCACGCACCGGGAGCUGAAAGAGGCGCUCUACUUUGAGAUCAUGGACUACUUUGACAAGGGCAAGCAAUGGGAAUGUGCCAUCGAUAUGUGCAAGGUGCUCGCCCAGCAGUACGAAGAGGAGAUCUAUGACUACAUUAAGCUGGCGGAGCUGUUGAAGCGAAUGGCGCAGUUCUUUGAAAAGAUCCUUAAGGAAUUGCGACACACUUCCGAAUACUUUAGAGUCUGUUUUUAUGGCUGCGGUUUUCCACGUCUGCUACAGAACAAAGUCUACAUUUUCCGUGGCAAGGAAUACGAGCGUCUCAGCGACUUUUGCUCCCGAAUGCUGGUGCAGCAUCCGCAGGCGGAGCUCAUGCAAACGCUGGAGGCACCAGGCGAGGAUAUAACGCAUGGCGAUGGGCAGUUCAUACAAGUCAACAAGGUGGAGCCCAUCAUGGAUGCCGCAUUCUCCAAGUUCAACGAGAAGAUCAUCUCGAACGAGAUCGUCAAGUACUUCACUUCAAACAAUGUGCAAAAGUUCCAAUUCUCGCGACCAUUCCGCGACAGCACCGGUGGCGGUGGCAUGGAUGAUGUGAGGAACCUUUGGUUGGAGCGCACCGAGCUCAUCACGCAGUUCCCACUGCCGGGCAUUUUGCGCUGGUUCCCUGUUGUGGAUGCGCACACUUUCAAGAUAUCGCCACUCGAACAUGCUGUGGAGAUCAUGAAGGAGACCAACAAGGACAUUCGACAGCUGGUCAUAUUGCAUCAAAGCGACGAGAGUCUGACCAUUAAUCAGUUGACCAUGAAACUUAAUGGCAUUGUCGAUCCCGCUGUUAUGGGCGGCUUUGCGAAGUAUGAGGAAGCUUUUCUCACCGAGGAAUAUGUAGAGCAGCAUCCCGAUGACAAGGAUCUGGUUGAGGAGCUCAAGGAAUUGAUUGCUUUGCAGAUACCACUGCUGAAAAUUGCAAUUCGCCUGCAUCGACAGAAAGCGCCGGAUAGCUUGAAGGCACUGCACGAUCAUUUGGAAGGCUGCUUUGCAGACAUGCAACAGCAUGUGGAGUCACGCUACGGUCGCAAGACCUGCGACUUGAAGAUUGAACGCGAUUCGGUGAUCAUGCGACGCACAAACUCCUUUUUGCCGGCGCUCUUCGACAGCGGCAAUAAUCGAUUGUCGGAGACCAGCAUGGGAUCCUCCGACAGCGGUCUGUCGAAGUCCACGUUUCUACCGCGUCCGCCUACAAACUCCAUCAAAUCCACGCUGGCGAGCUUAAGUUUCAAUACAAACACCAAAGGCACCAAGCACAAGGACAAAACUCCCGCUAAGCGACGUUCCAUGAAGCAGCCUCGUGACGCUUUGAGUUUGCCUGUGACUAACAGCCAAUGGUACACGCCGCCUCUGACCACCAUCACCUCGACACCAGAGAAGGAAAUUAAUACCUCCAUUAAUUCGCUGGCCAGUGCUUCGAACACCUCAUUGAGUGGACCUAAAACACCCGAUCCGCGUGUGCUAACCGAGGAGCUGACACCCAAGCGGCCGCUGCGUUCGGAAAAGGAAAAAGAACGACGUUUAUCGAGGCCAGCGAGCAUUGCCACGCCCACGGCCAGCAUCAAGACAUUUGCCGACACACGCUCCCUCUCCGAGAGCAGCAAUCGCAACUCAGUUGAAACCACCGAUUCUACUUCAGAGGAGGACAUUCGACCACCGCCUUUGCCUGCCAAGACACGCGACUCAACGGACUUUAGCAGCCUGUCGCAUAGUUUGGACUGGAAUCCAAGUAACUACACAAUGUUGAAUGUGCUGAGCAGCAAUACGAGCACGACCAGCAGCAGCAUCAGCACCACAACGCUGACAAAGACCAGUAUUACAAACACCACGUACGAGUAUUUGGAGGCCACGAACUUUAGCGUGCAGACACCAGAUGCCAACAAACCGCGUCCGCCAACGCCGCCGCCGAAGCCAUCGCGGCACAGCAAACACAUUCCAUGAGCGAAGGACGAAAAAAGGAACAGCAGGAGCAGCUGCUGCUGCCAUAUAAAUGAAACAGAAACGAAACAAAACUUAAUUGUUGUCGAGUGCCAAAUAUUCCCUGUUACUACAUAUAUAGCACUAAUCAAAGUGAGAUAUCAUGCACAACAAACACAAUCAAACAAAACACACACACAACAUUUGCCUCACAUGACCGACUACCAAAUAGAUAAACGGCAUCAGUGUCUUAACAAAUCAAAAAACGAUCGCAAUAGAUGUGUAAGCGCUAACGAAAAGAAAAGCUGACGAAAUCUAUGUAAAUCUUAAAUGUUUAUUCAAAUUGUGUUACAAUGUUUAAAUAAGUUGAAAUGAUAUUAUGUUGAACAUGUCGUCAUUUUCGUUUUAGUUCAUAAACAAUACACUAAUUAUAAUACUAAUUCUAUAUACAUUUAUUAUAUGUAAAUCAAUACGAUAUACUCUUAUACGCACUCUUAUACGUCUUGUCUUCCGCAAGUCUCUUUGUAUUAUGCAAUUUAUUAACUAUUAAGUACGUUUCUUAUGCAAACAAGUGCCACAAUUUACAACAAAACAAA
This is a messenger RNA of Drosophila albomicans, 7006 nucleotides long. It is a transcript of the gene mbc, whose product is annotated as dedicator of cytokinesis protein 1. Gene Ontology annotation, molecular function: small GTPase binding; guanyl-nucleotide exchange factor activity. Lineage: Eukaryota; Metazoa; Arthropoda; Insecta; Diptera; Drosophilidae. Bases 540 to 6434 code for a protein of 1964 amino acids. Gene Ontology annotation, cellular component: plasma membrane; cytoplasm. The transcript is spliced from 16 exons. The record is from RefSeq and is a predicted model, not a curated record. Gene Ontology annotation, biological process: small GTPase-mediated signal transduction; cell migration.